AGUAAAUAUACACACACACGCAAGUAGCAGGCGAAGAGGAGAACUGUGGGUCACAAAAAUGGUCCAGUAGGAGAGGAAGAUGCCUGUUACGGGUCAGAGCAGUCCCUGUCUGUGGACGCCGAUCCCUCAGAGUGGCCGGUCUCCAUGUGACCGCUACAAGCACGCCUGCUGCAGCUAUGAUGGACAUGUCUAUGUCCUGGGAGGCAGAGAAAACAGCUGUGUGAAGGACCUCUGGAGGUACAGUGUAGUAUGUAACGAGUGGACAGAGUUGAGCUGCGAUGGUGAAGCUGCACCAGAAGAGCUAGAGGAACAUUCUAUGGUGGCGUAUGAGGGCUUCCUCUAUGUGUUCGGUGGCAUGUUGGAUUCUGCAUACACCAAGUACAAAUGUGCCCUGUGGGUGUUUGACAUCGGGAAGCAGAAGUGGACUCCUUGCCAGGGAAAGACAAGCUCCCCUCAGAGGCAAAUGGCAACCAACAGAAAAGGACACAGUGCUGUGGUGCUUGGCUCUGCCAUGCUGGUGUAUGGAGGUCUCGUGGACAUGAAGGGGUCUUCACAGGACUUUUGGAGUUUGGAUUUUGACACUAUGACUUGGUCUCUGCUGAGUACAUUGCAGCAGAACUCGCUAGGCCCCGGACCCAGACACAGUCACUCAGCCAUGGUCUACCAGGACUGCAUGUACCUGUUUGGGGGCCUGAAAGGCCUGCGUGAGCAGAGAGACUUCUGGAAAUGGAAUUCAAGCAACCAAAUAUGGACUUCCCUUAGAACCAAGUCUGGUCCCACGAGGCUGAUGGGUCACUCAGCUGUGGCCUACAAAGACAGCAUGCUUCUCUUUGGUGGUGGCUUGAGCCAGAGCAGUCCAAAGAACAGUCUUUGGAGGUACAGCUUCGGCACGCAGACCUGGAGCCAGGUCGCUACACUCCCGGGCUCCAGCGCCCCAGACAAGAUCCACCACUGCUGUGCUGGACUUGGUCCUAGCUACAUGUUGGACACAAGCAGCCCGUCGUCCAGCUCCGGAUGCCAAGCUAAGCAACUCAGGCCCUUCAAGAACAAGUGUUUCCCAGCAUCGCUAACUUAUCUAGGAUCAGAGGGAGGCAUAGAGCUGGAGACAUUUAGCAUGGAGAAGUGCUACAGCAGCAAAACACUCCAAGCAGCCUCAAAGCUGGACAGAGAGGUUUUGAUGGGAAGCGAUGAACAACGGAUUACCUACUGUUUGACUUUUGAGAACAAAGCAUUCAGUAAACAGUGGAGCUGCACAGAGGAAGAUCUGCUCAACCAGGAGGACAGCGACAUCGUCCAGCACCUGCCUGAUAUGCUGCUGGUCCUCGGAGGAAGACCCUGCACCAGUCAUGGCCCCAUAUCCAUGUGGCAGAUGACUCUUACUGACUCAUAGCAACCCGGGAGAAAGACAACUUUCAUUAUCUAAGCUGAUGAAAAAAACAAAACAGUGUUAUAGUCUCACUUUGUUUACCUACACUCUGUAAAUAAGCAAAUAACUGAAUAUAUUUCUAUAUUACUGAUACUUGUGCAGUCGAUUAUGAAUGAUGUAUUUCUCACACUUAUCUUUUUUGUAGUUCUUAAAUAAAGCUUUAGAGCAGUA
Molecule: messenger RNA, 1597 nt
Organism: Solea solea (common sole)
Lineage: Eukaryota; Metazoa; Chordata; Actinopteri; Pleuronectiformes; Soleidae
Gene: klhdc3l
Product: leucine-zipper-like transcriptional regulator 1
Exons: 8
Coding region: 80-1390 (436 amino acids)
Cellular component (GO): Golgi apparatus
Molecular function (GO): protein binding
Source: RefSeq, a predicted model, not a curated record